GAUUCUCAAUUUAAACCAUACAGUUGCAGUAUGUGCGGAACACGAUUCGUCGAAAAAUCGAGUGGGUUUGACGUCAUUUAAAGAGAACUCACAAAUUUUCACCAGAAGAAGCCAGAGAAUACAUGAUCAGAGCUGAUUACACUAAAGACUCUAACACAACAAAUAAAAUAGUCUCAGUUCCUCAAACUAGUACACCUGUUAAGAAUGAUGCAAACGAAAGUUUACAAGAAAGUAUUGAUAAUGAUUCAACUUACAUGGAUGAAGAGGAUAAAGAAGACCAGAACAGUUCUUGUCAGAGAACCUUUCUGUGCAGUCUUUGUAAACGGCGGUUUAUGUUGCGCUCUAGCGUCAGGAGACACUUACGAAAAGUCCAUCAUUUUACACCUGAAGAAGCAAGAGAGUGCGAUAUUCUUGCAGAAGAAAACAAAGACCAACUAUACCGAAUCAGAAAACCAGCUGAUGCAGAAAAAAGCUUGUCAGGUAUUACACCAACCCCGCCACCAGAGAAGUCUGCAAUCAAGGCUAAACAGAGGACAGAUAUAUCGUGUAAAAUAUGUAAUCAAAAAUUUAGUCAAAGGUUUGGUCUAAAACGUCACUUGAUUAAUGUUCAUAGGUUGGAGGCACCCGAGGUAGAAAGUUACAUGGAAGAACAAAUGAAUGAGACUUCUCCAGGUGUAAUCCAAACCUGUAGCUUGUGUUUUACUGCUUUUGAAAGUAGGCCUAAACUACGAGUUCAUCUAAUAAAAUUACAUCGUCUGUCUGAAUUAGUUGCAGACAGGAUUCUUGUUGGAGAAGAAAGGUCAGAUUAUACCGAAGGAAUCGAAACCGACGUGCUCAAUUCUGGAACAGAAUUGGAUGUUUCUGAUGGUUUUGAAGAAACUGGACAAGAACAAACAAGUGUUAUGUACAUGAAUGACAAAGAUGGGGAAGUUGAAAAUUUCGAUGUUGAUGAUGAUUCUAAUGAAAUGAAACUGGGAAAUAGUAGUGAUGUCAUGUUUGGUUUAAAAGGCGAAAAAGAUCUCUUAGCAGAAAUGAAUUUUGAGGCAAUUAAUCCAUGGGGAACAGAACUUAAGUCUGAAGAUAUUGAACCAGAUAAUCUUGGAAUAAGUGAACCGGGGUCAAAUGCAGAUAUAGACUUCCAUCUGACUGAAGAAGAUAAAUUAAUGGACUCUAAUGAUGGCCAAGACCCCAUGAAUAUUAACCUCAUUCCUCAAGAUAAUGAAAAUGAUUCUGAAAGCAAAGCGGAAAGUGUGAAAAGUACAAUAGGAUCUCAGCAUAGUUCAGGACUACCUUCUUAUCUCCAGAAAAGGAGUUAUGAUUGUCCUAUAUGUGGAAGAGUUAUGAGUGAUGCCAGUGCUAGGUCAAAACAUAUACGAAGACAUGAGGGUAGAGCUGGGUUCAAGUGCGGGUUGUGCGAUAAGAUCUUCCCUCAGUUACGCCUGAUUGAGAGUCACCUGAAAACACACUGUGGGUUUGGAGUGAAGUGCGGUUUAUGUUUCAUAUAUUGCGCAGAAAGGCAUGGUGCAAAAAGACACAUACACAGAAUACAUAACAUAGAACCAAAUACAGAGGAGUCCGAAAGGAAUAUAUUAUCUUGUACAUUAGAUGCACCAAAUAUUCAAGAGAACAUGCACAAUUAUACAGUGAUUGAUCUGUCAAAACAAAAAGACAUCAUUGAAAUUGUACCGAACACGCUCCUGGGUAAAAAGACUGAUUUUGAAAAAUGGAAACUUGAAACUGCAGAAGCCAAAGCAAAAGAGAAAAUGGAGUUGAGAAAUAGUAUAGGUGAAAGUGAAGAAAUACCAAGUGUUAAAACAGAGGAUGUUUCAGGAAAUAUGAAAUCUGAUUUUCAUAUGAGUGAACCUGUUGAUUUGAAUGGUUCUGCAGAUUCAAGGGAUUCCACUCUAAAUGUAAAAGAUGCUGUUCUAAACAAGUUGAAAGUGAAACCUAAAAAGGCUACAAGAAUUGACUCUGUGAUAAGUUCCUUACACAAGAAGUUAUUGACAAAAAGCAUAAAUGGAUCCGACACUGAGGACCAGUCAGACAGCGGAAGUCAAACAGAAACCGAUUCACCAAAAUCUGUUUAUAGUGCUGAAAACUGUUCUCCACUAAAGAUAAAAUUGACCAAAAAGUUUACUGUUGAAAAGUCGCCAAAGAAAACCAAACAUUCUGACUCAGGAGACAAUGACGAAGAUGAUGAUGGUGAAGAUAAUUAUGGUGAAGAUGAUGAUGGUGAAUAUUCUGAUCAGACUGUUGACAUGGAUUAUGAAGAAAAACCUCCUGAGGAUGCCACAUAUCAAAAUUCUGCUGAAGAUAACAAAAUGAAUGUUAAAACUGAAAAGGAUCAGAUAGAUCAAGAUGUGGCUUUACUGGACCAAGAGUUGAUGAAGGCCUUUAUGCCUGAGCUCUCUGCUGGUGGUAGUAUGAGUAACCUUGAUUCCUUGGAGAGGACCUUGAAUGCUCUGAAGAAGGAUAAAGAGGAAGCUCCACCAAAACCAGUACCUCACCUGAUCUGCUGGGAGUGUGGCAAGUCCUACUCCAACUACAAGUCGUACCGGGAACAUCGCAGGAAGAAACAUCCACUUAGCUGUAAUCUCUGUAGACAGGUGUUUGUUGAUGUUCUGCUGUACCAGAGUCACAUGCAGGCGCACGGGGAAGGGAACAAGGUCCCUCGUAAUCAUGACUGUCCCGUAUGUGGCAAGGAAUUUAAAGAUGCAAGUUCCAGGGCCAAACAUCUUAGACUUCAUACAGGAGAGAAGCCAUACAGGUGUGAGAUAUGCGGUAAACGUUUUACUCAAACUGGUCACCUGGCUAGUCAUAUGAGGAUCCAUAAUGGCGAAAAACCGUUUGAUUGCAAGCUCUGCGGAAAAUGGUUCACAGAGAAAUCCAGCGUUAAACGCCAUCUUCGUAAGAUGCAUUUCAACCAGUACAACAAGAAAUGUAGUGUGUGCGGUAUCAUCUCCAAAACACGUGAAGAACAUCGUGAUCAUCUUGUCACUCACAAACUCAAAGUUUAUACUUGCCAAGUCUGUGCUAAGGACUUUAUUGACUCUCGUGCGCUUAAAGUGCACGUGUUUAAUGCACAUUCCCAGAUUACUCAGUCGUUAAAUCUCAAAGAGUACCGUUGUCAGGAGUGUGAUAAACAGUUUUUCUCGACUAAAGGACUGAAAAAUCAUCUGAAAACCCACAAAAUUGAUGUACAGAUGUAUAACUGUGAAAUUUGUAACAAAUUAUUUUUCAAUGAAGAGUAUAUGAAGAGUCAUAUGAAAACUCAUUCAACGAACAAGGAACGAUACUGUGAGAUAUGUCAUAAGCACUUUAAUAGUGCUGCCUAUUCGGCCUUCCAUAGAAAACAACACAUUCUUGAAAAGCUUAAUGAAGUUAUGGCUGCAAAAGAGACACAAGAAAAGGAAUCUACCCUUCAAAUAAAUGCUGAAUUAAAAGAAAAUGACAAAAUGUCCGAUUUAGUGAACAAAACUUACGUGAAAACAGAAAAGGUUGAUGUUAAUAAUGAAGUAGAAAGUGGUCUAGUCAGUGGUACCAAUAAUGCACCUGAAAUUGAUUCCAAAACAGUAAAUAAAAUGGACAGCAAUAAUUCUGAAACAAAAGACCUUGACAAUAAUGUAAUGGACUUAAAGGAUAUACAGGCCGCAUUUAAUGAACAUCUUAUCCGACUUCAGCAUUUCAAAUUCUAUUCGUGCUUCUAUUUCUUCAAAGCUAAAGAUGCUAGGAUUGAAGAUACAGAAGCUGGGGAUCAGAGUAUAAUUUUCACAUCGGAAAAUAGGAACAAUGCUUGGGUUCAGAUGGAGAAUGGGGAUAAGAAAGCGAGAUGUUUCUCCAUGUACCGCUGUAAUGAAUGUAGAACUUUCAAGCUUAGAAAGCGAGAGAUUAUCCGCCAUUAUGAUUCCAUGCAUGGAGGACGUCUGAAUAUCCACUGUUCAACUUGUUCUGCAGUAUUUCCUUCUAAAGUGUUGCUUCGUAUCCAUGAGAAGCGGGUCCACAACUUCCAGCCAAAUCAAACCCUAAAAUGUCAGCUGUGCCAUAAAACUUUUGGUAACCUUGCAGCUUUGAGAAAACAUGAGCGGCGACAUACAGGGAACCUUCCCUACGAGUGUGCUACAUGUGGGAAAAAGUUCUUGAAUCGAUACAGCCUAGUUUUCCAUAUGGAGUCACAUUCCUCUAAACGUCUCGAGUGUAGGAAAUGUGGUACUAAGUUUGUUCACCAGAAGUCAUACGAUCAGCAUCAGAGAGCAAUGUGCAUGGGUCAUCGUAAAAGAAUCGCGGCACGGAAGUUGCAACUUCCAGCUAUGAACCCGAAACCUCUGGCAAGGAAGUCUUUUGUCUGUAAAUACUGCUCUAGGGAAUAUAAUUUCACUAGAACAAUUGAGAUUCACAUUCAACAAAACCACCCCGAAUAUGAAGGGGCGAUAAGCAAUGCAUAUACUGUCCAAGAGAUAGAUGAAGUAAACCAAAAUGGUGAAAACUCUGUACCAGAUAUAGCAAUAAAUGUGCAAAAAAAAAUCGGCAGGAGGUGGAAUAGAAGCAGAUAUAGAUAAAGCGGAUGGUAAUGAAAUGAGUGAUAUUGAUAUUAAAACUACCUCGGUAAAACUAGAACAAGAUUCUAAUGAUGAUUCAAAUGGUUUGGUAUCCUCGAUUAAGUGUGAGAACGGGGAGGCAGAUAUUUCCAGCAAUAAAGGUAUAAAGCAAUUAGAUGCAGACAAUUACACCAAUUACCUUGUCAGAAAUUUUCUCUUAACUGACUCUGUUGAAAACACUCCAAGUGGAUUCAUAAAGAUGGAAGUUGAUGAACACUGAACGAUUCGUAAUACUGCGAGGGUCUCCGUCAGUUGUUGAUUUUGGGUUGAGCUAGGGAUAUAUGCUGCUUUUCAAUCAAUCACUGUAAAUACUCCGUCAUAAGUCUCUUUUUUUUAUUCAAAAAGAAAGGACUUAAUCUUAAAGACUUAAGAAUAUGUUUGGGCCUAGCAGGAUUGAGUUGCUCUCAACUUUAUAAGCUGGCAACUGAGUAAAUAUAAAAACCAUGUUUGACUACUAGAAAGGUAACAGUUUAUUGUUUAGCAACGGGUUGAAUAGUGUACCAAUUGGAAUUUUUUAGCAAUUACAUGAAAACACAGAUUCUGAACAAAGUUGUCCGCUAGGCAGUUUUUAAUGACUCAUUCCUGAUAUUGUGAUGGGUGUAUUUCCAAUGUUCAUGAUAAUCAUAGCAAACUUACUGGUACAGGUCAAGCUGUUAUUUAUAACAGUACCUGGACUUUUAUUUAUUUCAACUAAAGCUUUGUACUGAUACAUGUACAUGUAUACAAAAUACCUAAUCAAAAGUGUGCUAAAAUGAGAAAGAAACAACUGUCUUGUACCUCAAAAGUGUUUUUUUUUCUUCACUAAAAUCCAAAAGAAAGUUUUACAGAAAAAAAUAAUCAGAAAUUCUCAGGGCAAAAUUGGACAUAUUUUAGCACGUUUAGAAUUAUGCAAAAUUUCCAAAACAACCACAGUUUCAAGAUUAGAACGAUUCUUAUUCACUGAUGGUCUCUCUAGAUGGGCUGCGUUCUGUUGAACGUCAGCAGACCUGGUUUAUGAGAAUCCCUUGAAACAUCAGACACACUUUUGUUUAUUUUAUGAUUACACUUAAUGCAACUUUUCACUCUCGGAGGAUAAUUGUUUAAAGUUUGUUUUUUGUUGUUUUUUUUUUUCACAAUUUUUAACCAAUGAAAUCCUAUACCUAUUUGAUUUUAAUCAGGUUUUGUGUCAAGAUUUUUAUAGGAUAUAUUUAGAUAUUUUCUCAUUUUAUUUACACCAACAAGAAUAAAAACAAAAGGGAAUUAUCUCAUUGUGUGACUUUAAAAGUUAGAUUUUCGAACCUUUGAAUGAGAUAUUUAUUAUAAGAUAUCCGAGAUGUUUAUCAGUUGCUUUGACUGAAUAUUGUUUAUUUGUUGAAUAUACGUAUAAGUUAUUCUGAAAGCCUGUAAAAAGCUUUGAAUAUAAAACAGAGUAUAUAAUGGGGUGUACAAAGAUUUAUUUUUGUCGUUGUAGAAAUGAUAUGUUUCCAGGAGGAUUAUUUUAUUCAUUGUUAAUGUACUAUGUUUAUUGUAAGUAGAUGUUGUUAGAUCUGGUUCUAAUAUUAUCAGAUUGAGUUUGGAGACCAGUCCGAGAAUGCAACAUUUUCAUUGGUCAAUUUCAAAUUUUUGCUAAUAAAUAACCAAUCAGAUGUUAGUAGACUGACUCCCUAACCCAGAUUAUUAACCUUGGGGCCCAUUAUGCAGUGACUUUACAGUGGUCAGUAACUCAACUGAAAGAGAAAAUACCAAAAAAAUAGCCAUUUUUGAUAUGGAAUACUAUAGAAGAGUGAGGCAAAAGCUAAAUUAGUACUUCCCUUUAUUCAGUAUUGUUUGAAUAAUGUCCGAAUAUAAUGUAAUAAAAGUCUGUAUCAGAGAAUUUAUAUUUCUAGUGGGUGAUGAUAUGCUUUUAUAAGGUCUCUGUUGACCAAGUGCAUUGACUGUAUGUUACCGUAUUUAUUCUUCUGUAAGAUGAAGUUUUUUUCCCUCUUAUAAAUCAGAACUGAUGUGUUACCUCAUCUAAUAAGUGAGCCAAUAUCAUUGAACUAAUGAAUUUGUAAGGGUCUGCAAAAUACUGCCAAUUUUGGACGUCUUUAAGGAGUUUGUCUUAUAGACGGAUCGUCUUAUAGAUGGGUAAAUAUGCUAUAAGUUUAAAGUUACAAUUUACAACAUUUUCCAUGCCAAAGUAAGGAUUUUUAAAAUAUUUGAAUUUUUGUUGUUGUCUUAAACGGAAGAUAUAAGAUUAAUUUGAUGUACAUGUAUUAUAUACAUGUACUCAACUUUGAAUUUUUGUCCAUUUAUAUAUAGGUUGUAAGCUGUUGUUACUAGUUACUGUAUAAAUAUGGGCACAUGUAUAUUGAUCAUAUUGUUUCUUGAAAAAGAAGGGAAAGUCUUUGUUUUGUUUAAUGUUGUAUGUAUAUACAGAGUUAUCAUGUAAAUUUUUAUGGCUUUAAAACUUUAUACAGAGAAAUGGUUUUAUAUAUAUGUGUGUAUUAUUGUCAUAAAUUUGAUUAUAUGAUGUUAAACUUAUACUAUUCAAUUAUUGUGUUACUAUGUUCAAUUAUUUUGUGAAAAUUAAGUUGUUGUGUUUAUCCUCUGGAAAAAAUUUGAACAUCUUUGAACUUGUAAAAAAAUGAUAAAGAGAGAUAUAUAUUAUGUGUUUCAGAUGCAUUAUUGAAAAACUUGGCUUAGUUGUUACUUGCAGAGUAGAGGUUUUGUUUCAAGUGUAUAAAAGUUCUGUAUUUUUCCCUGAUCAUGUUUUUUUUUUCUUUGGUGCAUAUCUUUAAUUUAUUCUUGUUUGGGCACAAUAUCAAUAACACAUGGUUUGAAUGUCACAAAAUAACAUAUUAUUAAAAAAAAAACUUUUGGGUCACACAGACAAGUGGCUGGGCAUUCUUUUGUGUAGGGAAAAGGGGAAAACAGUAUUUCAGUCUAAUAAAGAAAGACUUGAAGUUUCUUUACUGCCUUUGAAAUAUACCUUUACCCUGUUAAAUGUCUAAAAUCGAUUGGUCCAUCAUUAAAUUUGGGCAGUACAAUUUAUUAUUCGAAGGGGUGUUAACUGAAAAUUUACUGACUGAAUAGCAAACUGUGCAGACCAUGAUCAACCUGCACUGGUCACAAAGGCAGAAUCAAUUGCCGCUAGCAGGCUAAAGAUUGUGUGGCCACAAAAUUUCACUGUUUGUACUAAAAUGGCUAUUUCUUGUGGAUAUGAUUUUGUGGAUUUGAAAUUUUGAAUAUGAAAUGACUGGGAAUUUUACUCAUUGGUGGGACCUUAUUUUGUGGAUUCAUCCAACCAUGAAAUCCACAGAAAUUUGUGCCCCAAAAAUGUGAAUGAUAUCACAGUCUUUCAAACAUUUUUUUAGCUCACCUGAGCCAAAGGCUCAUGGUGAGCUUUUGUGACCAGUCAAUGUCCGUCGUGUGCCCGUCAACAUUUUCUAAAAAAUCUUCUUCUUGAAAACCACAAGGCAGAAUUACACCAAACUUCACAGGAAUGAUCCUUGGGUGGUCUCCUUUCAAUUUUUCAUUCCAUGCAGAACUCUGGUUGCCAUGGCAACCGAAAGGAAAAACUUUAAAAAUCUUCUUGUCCAAAACUGCAAGGCAUAGAGCCUUGAUAUUUGGCAUGUGACUUCAUCUAAUGGCGCUCUAUGAAGAUCGUUCAAAUUGUGCCCCUGGGAUGAAAAGAGGCCCUGUCAUGGGGGUCCCAAGUUUUACAUAGACUUAUAUAGGAAAAAAAUUUAAAAAUCUUGUCUGAAACUACAAGACCUAGGCCUUUGAUAUUUUGUAUGUAGCAUUGCCUUGUGUUCCUCUAUGAAGGUUGUUCAAAUUGUGCCCCUGGGGUGAAAAGAGGCCCCGCCCCGGGGUUCCCAAGUUUUACAUAGACUUAUAUAGGAGAAAACUUUAAAAAUCUUCUUGUCUGAAACUGCAAGGCCUAGGCUUUUGAUAUUUGGUGUGUUGCAUUGCCUUGUGGUCCUCAACCAAAACUGUUCAAAUUAUUACCCUGGGGUUAAAAGAGGCCCUGCCCGGGGGCGGGGAGUGGUCCCAAGUUUAACAUAGACUUAUAUAGGGAAAAAAAUAAAAAUCUUCUUGUCUGAAAGUUAAAGGCCUAGGCCUUUGAUAUUUGGUAUGUAGCAUUGCCUAUUGGACCUCUAACAGGAUUGUUCAAAUUAUGCCCCUGGGUUGAAAAGAGACCCCACCUGGGGUCACUUGUUAUAUGAGUUAUAUAGGAAAAAAUACUUAAAAAUUUUCAGAUCAUAUUUCCUAGACUGUUUAAUUAUAUUUACCUGAUGUACCCAAGUGAUUACGGGUCACCUUACUUUGGCCUUGACCUACUGACCUACUUUCUUGUUUUUUAAGGUACAGCCUUGAAAUUUGGAUGACAUGUACAGUUUUGCAUACCAGUCUUAAAACUGACUUUCAUUGACCAUGAAUGUGACCUACUGACCUACUUCCUAAUAUUUUAGCAUCUGUUUGCCAUUUGAAACAUGUGGCUCAUAUUACUCAGGUGAGCGAUUCAGGGUCAUGAUGACCCUCUUGUUUUUAUUUUGGGUUAGUUUGUUUUAUUUGGUUAUCCCAGAAACUUGCAUCUUUUUGGAUCUACUUUCAAGUUCCAACAGUGUCUUCUAUAUAUAAGUAAGUUUUGCACUCUUAUACCUUAUAACACUUGUGGAUACAUUGUACCAGUGUCCUUGGUUAGGGGCAAUAUGCUUUCAUUCUAUUCUACACUGAAUUUAGUCUUGCCAAUAAUGCUUUUGAAUUUAACAGUUUCUAUUGCAAAAAAGUAGAAAAGUAGCAUAAGUUCAGAGUAUCACCAUAAAUUAACCACAAGUUAUUCUACAAUAGAAUAGUUAUAUGAUGGAUGAAAAAUAUCGCUUCUGUUACACUGAGCAAAGUAUGUAUUUAACUUGGAUAUAAGUCAACAAUUUUUUUUACGUAAAGAGUGCAUUUAUUGUUAUGUAUUCAUAAUGUAUUAAAAUAAACCUUAGUGAUUGUCAGUAGCUAGUUACAGUCUAGACAAAGGGGGGCCCUUCACAAUAAUCAGUUUUCUAUUGAAAAAAAUGGCACAACUGUAGUGAUAUUUUAUGGUAAGGUUUUAAUAAAGGCUGUGAACAGAAUAGUCAUUAGUGUAAGUAGGAUUUUGUUAGGAUUUUGCUAACAAGCAAAGAAAUUGAGUUAUAGAAGUAAAUCGAAUUAGCUGUGUAACCAAUUAGAGAAUUUUUUCUUGAAAAAUAUAGAUAUGUAAGAUCAGGUGGAAAUGAGAUUCAUUAAUUGGUUUAGGGGAAUGAUCAUCUGUGUAAGCAAUUGGAUGCUAUUGUAUUAAAAUAAGUUUUAAUGGCCGUUCAGCUCAAAUUAAUAGUCAGUUAUUCUCAGUUUGUUUGUCAAGCCCCUGGUUUAAAGCAUGAUGAAAAUCACCUACUUUAAUAACCUCUUUUGAACUCCUACCAUAGAAAACCACAUCCUAUGUUGCUAGGUAGUACUCUCUAGAUUUAUGGUUGGAGCUGAAGUGUAUGUGGUGGGAGUUUCAUUUGUAAGACAAUAAUGAAGGAAAGUGAUGGCAAUCUGAGCAGUGAUUUUUCCUUUAAAAAACAUCUUUUGAUGCAUCUGUUGGGUAAAGAGGAUGAAAUUGUUUCCGUGUGGAUUUGAUUUGAUGUAAAGUAAUAUUACAAAAUGCUUUCUUUGAUAUUAUCAUUUGAUAGAUUAGAUCAUACGGAAAUAUGUAAAUUGAUGGUAAAAAAAAAUAUAUCCAGAUAACCUAUCAUUAUUGUCGAUGAACUUAAGCAGUUUAGUCUUUUAAUAAGAAAUUGUUAUCAGAGUGUGAAUAAUACAUGUAUGGUCAACAUUGAAACCUGAAUAUAGUGACCUUGAGGUCGGGGUGGGUCAUCUAAGGCACAGAAUAUAAAAUAAAGUUGAAGUAACUUGAAAUUAUAUGCUGUUACUUAGAAACUACCUGUUCAAGAAGUUCCAUUACCACAACUCACAGUGACACCUCGUCCUAUUCGAAGAAUAAGUAGAGCUAUCCUACUUACCAUGGUGUUGGUGUCGGCGUCACACCUUGGUUAAAUUUUUUCGUACCUUUCCACAUUUUGACAAAACCUUUUGAUGUAUGGCUUUGAAACUUUAAAUGCUUGUAUCUUGUAUAGCAUAACCAUAUCCAGUUUUAGGCAAGAGUACAUAACUCCAUCAAGCAUUUUGUCUGAAUUAUAGCCCAUUUUUAGAAUACGAAUCUUGGUCAAGUUUUUUGUACCAAGUCAUAUUUUGUGUAAAAUGUUUGACAUAUGGCUUUGAAACUUUGACCACAUAUUUACCAUCAUAGUCUCCAUAUGUAGGCAAGACUACAUAACUAGAACAAGGAAUUUGGCUCAGUUAUGGCCCUUUUUGACAUCGAAAUUUGUUAUUCAUAACAAUAAUUAACACAUUGCCAUAUGCAAGACUUGUCCAGUUCCACAAAUACAGAUACAUUGUCUUAUCUAUCUGAAAAUCUCUGGUUAUAUUUUGACCCCAUACUUACUUCAGUUCUUUGAAUAGUCAAGCGUGCUGUCAACUGACAGCUAUUGCUUUCUUAUUUUGUCCUCAAUUUUCUGAAUGUAGGCGCAAUACCAGCAAAUUACAUGUUUGUUUAAAGUCAGAAUAGAUUGUAAGAGACAAGGGGGUUGCAAGUAGAUGAAUACACAUUCACUAUUAAAGUGUAUGGAAAUAAAUCGUUUAUUAUAUGUAAUAUCUUCAUUGAUCAGAAAUAAGGAAAAUGUUUUUUUCAUUUGUUCUACUUAUUGUCGGGCUGUAUUAAUUUCCAUUCUUUAUGUUAUGUUGUAAAUUGACACCAAGGCAAUAUAGGUUUCACUUUUCUGGAUUUUGUACACUUAGUAUAUUACUGUAGUAUGUCUGAGGUUAUUUUUCACUGUUUUUGAAUGUCAUGGGGUUUCAUGAAUUUUCUGACCUUAUUUCUUGAAUUACAUUAGUUGUUAUUAUGGUUUUUUUUUAUGAUUUUUUUAAAUGUUGGCAGAUUACUGCAGAUAAGGGAAAUAAUGGUUUUAAACUUGGUUAAUGUAGCAUAGAAAUCUUUGUUGAUGUAGCAUAGACAAUAUUGUCAUUACUGGAUUUGAGAUUUCAAAGAACUAGAAAGAAAUCAAUAUUUAGGGGUGUUUUUUUUUUACAUUUUAUUGAAAAAUAGUGAAUUUCUGUAGUCAGUAAUGCAAAUAAAACAUGAUUGUAGUUCCUUAGAACAUCUGCUUCCUGACCAUUUGAAUGAGUCAUUUUUUGGACAAAAUGCUAUCAUGGACUUACUUGAAAGGUUGGAAAUAUUUUAUGGUGUUUUUGUCCUGUAUUUGACUGUUUUCUUCAUUUUUGUUUUUGUGUGAAUCUGUUUUAUAGUGUCACCUAGAAUUUCACAAUAUUUAUUCAUUUAGUUAUAAUUAGUGUGGGGUUUUAAAACAUUUAUCUGAGGUUGGUACUUUUGACAGGGAGUUAACGUUUUAAAGUUCUAUAUUGCUUUUAAUUUAUGUUUAAAAUACACAAAGCCCCUGCCAAAAUAGAGAAUAUGCAUAAAUAUGUCUUUUAGAAAAGCACUAUUUUAAUACUUCACAUGAAUUUAUAGUCAGAGCCAUAAAGGGAGGUGAUUAAAAACAGUGAAUUCAGUAGUUCUUUCCAAAUAUUUAUAUCAUCUAUGCCAUUAUGACCCUCUAAGUCACUAUUAUGUAGCAGCUAUGUUUGACAUAUUGACAAGGAUGAAUUUUAAUGAGGCAAAUGACUGUAAAUGACUUCAAAGUUUCCUUAUUGCUUGUUUAAGAUUCAACAAAUGUUGGUUUAUGAGGGUAUUUAGACACUAUAGAUAUUUUUCAGUGAGUAUAUCUGUAAUGAAUGUCAGAAAUGAUAAACUGUUUAUGUUUUGUUCAAGCAGCAAUACCAACUAGUCAUUUGGACUUAAACAAUGCAAAUUAUACAGAUUAGUCAUGUAUCAAUGAAAGUAGUCCAUACUGGCUCCAGAAGGAGGAUAAGUGAUAUGUUAAAUACAAUAUUUUAGACAACCACUUCACCACACAGCAAGAGAUUUUCUAUUUUGAAACAGCCAUUUUCUUCCAGUUUUUGAAGAUAACUAAAUUGCAGUUUUCUUAUAGUAUCAUCUAGGACCAUAAAACAAUCUCAGUAAAGAAAAACUGUUCCUCACGCAAAAAUCUUAUGCACAUUAUCCAGAUUGGCUAACAAGUCUUACUAAGUAUUUUUAUACACUUGCUUUGAAAAAAUAUGGAGUGGCAUUGUCCGUUGCAAUGACACAAUGACUAAGUUCCAGUAGAGGAAGAUCCCUAUCGAUUUUGGAAUCAGUGACUCAAAGGUCAAGGCCACAUGGACCUGACUCAGUUUCUGGUAUUUUUCUUCCUUUCCAGACUCUUUAGUCAAAAAGUGUAAAGUAUAAUAGCUAUUGCUUUCAAACCUUACACACUGACUAAGUACCUGUUGAGGAAGCCAUCUUUCUACACCUCCAAGGUAAUUGCUGAUGCACUAUUAAUGCCUAGUACCUUUCUGCUUGUGAACAAGCAUAUUAUGCCCAUUUAAGCAGAGCACUUGUUCAGUGUUCAGUUUUUCACUUUGAAAUCUUUUAAUCAGGAUAUAUUACUAUUGUUUCUAGAAUUGAAAGUUCCAGUUUCAAAAUAAAAUCAUGUUGAAAGUCUUUAUGAAAAAUUGUUAAUUGACUAUGAUAGCUGAUAGAUAUAUUACAUUUAUGAAUUGUUAAUUAAUGUAUAUAGAUUUGACUUGUUUAAAUAUUGUGCUUGUGUCUUAACACUAUAAAUUGGCAUGCUUAUCCACGA
Messenger RNA from Mercenaria mercenaria, 13366 nucleotides. RefSeq lists its product as uncharacterized. The coding region runs from base 123 to 4556 and encodes 1477 amino acids. The record is from RefSeq and is a predicted model, not a curated record. Lineage: Eukaryota; Metazoa; Mollusca; Bivalvia; Venerida; Veneridae. Gene Ontology annotation, biological process: regulation of transcription by RNA polymerase II. The transcript is spliced from 5 exons. Gene Ontology annotation, molecular function: RNA polymerase II transcription regulatory region sequence-specific DNA binding; DNA-binding transcription factor activity, RNA polymerase II-specific. Gene Ontology annotation, cellular component: nucleus.